AUGAGACUCCUCAGCUUCAUCUUUGCCAUCCUCAUCAUUCUUACGCAGAUUUCUCCAGCCAGGAGUGGAAUAUUUCGACAAAUGUACUGCCAGAGACAAACUGGCCGCUGCCUAGUGGAAUGCCUUCUAGAUGAAGAAAACAUUGGUUCCUGCAGAUCUGGCUUGGUUUUAUUUUGCUGCCAAAAAAAGAGGUUGAACUGA
Molecule: messenger RNA, 201 nt
Organism: Trichosurus vulpecula (common brushtail)
Lineage: Eukaryota; Metazoa; Chordata; Mammalia; Diprotodontia; Phalangeridae
Product: beta-defensin 107A-like
Exons: 2
Coding region: 1-201 (66 amino acids)
Source: RefSeq, a predicted model, not a curated record